UUUGCUACUUCAGCCAAAGAGCGACGUAGGUUUUUACUUACUGAAAAACCAAUAGGAAUUUAGAGGUGGAGCAGGCGACCCGGAAUCUCUUUGUUGUUUACUGUUACGGAAAGAUGGCUGAUUCAGAUGAUUUGGGCACAGCUGAGAAAGUAACAGUAACCGAUGGUACUGACAUGUAUUUGUCAAUUGGCAAGAACGUUUUUGGGAAGGCCAAGUCUGCCACAUCGGGAAGGAGCAAUAGGGGGACUGCGUCAAGCAACUCACAAGAGACUGUUAGUGCUGGAGAAUAUUCCAGGAAAGUGCAGGAGUGGUUAUGGCUAAAUUACUGCAGCUAUGUGAACUGGCAAAGUUACAUGACGGGAUUGUUCGUCAACCCGUUCCCUGGUUACUACGGUGGUGGCACUGCUAACAGCCAAAACGGAGCUACAUCUGGUUAUUCUUCUGCGGAUGCUGGUAGCAUGUACUAUUAUCAGUUUCCACUGUAUCCUCCCCAGUAUAUAACGCCCCCUGCAAGUGCUACUAGUCCAUCAGCGCAGCAAUCGGUUGGAGCUAAUCAGUUUUCCAGGGCUGCGUCACCCACGGCUGCAGUUCACCGUAACGGAAAUAUACAUCCUGCAGGUCGAGAGUACUUCAUCCCGUCACUAGUACACAGAUUCAUAGCUGAAAUAGUGGACUUCUUUAUCCUCUUUUUCAUCAAAGCAGCUGUUAUUUUAAGUAUCAUGCAUAUCAGUGAAAUAAAGGACAUCUCCAAGUUUGCCAUGCAUUAUAUAGUUGAAGAAAUAGAUGAUGACACUUCCAUGGAAGAUCUGCAGAAAAUGAUGAUAGUAGCUCUUGUUUACAGAGUGGUGGUUUGUUUUUAUGAGAUCGCUUGUAUCUGGGGGGCUGGUGGUGCUACCCCAGGGAAGUUUCUGUUAGGAUUACGAGUGGUGACAUGUGAUACCUCAGUCUUAGUUGGACCAAACAGAGUACUGGUGAUUCCAUCAUCAAAUGUUACUUUUUCAGCGUCUACAAUAAGAGCCUUAAUCAAGAAUUUUUCGAUUGCAUUUUUCUUUCCUGCAUUUAUUACCUUGCUAUUUUUCCAGCAUAACAGAACAGCCUAUGAUAUCGUGGCUGGAACUAUUGUGGUUAAAAGGAAUGGAAUGAGAUGAUGAAAAUUGAACGUUCUUCUAUACAAGUUAUUGAGACUGAGACUUUGUUAUGCUUAAAUUCUUGUGUAAAGGAACUAAACUACCAAUGGAAGUCAUUAGACUUAACUCUGGGAUUCAAAGAAGAACCAACAUGUCAGUGUUAAAGAGAAUGUGUUAAGGCAAACUGUAUGCUGUAUAUAUUGUAUGUAAAUAUAUAUAUUGCUCAUUUGGCUGGCGAUUUGUGAAAAAAAUCUAUUUUUAUGAUUCACACAGGCUUAAAACCUACUGCUUGAAUAGGAAACAUCAGUAUUUGCCAUCAUGAGGAAAAGCUGCUGCCAUUUUAUAUUCAAAUGGAUAUAUUUCAGUUUGGCUACAAUUAUAUUAUUUUGUGCAGCACAUGAAUGUUGCUAGACGUUAAAUGUAUUAUUUUCAAGUAUCAUAUAUCAGCAAGAGUGGCACAGUAGUAUGGAUUAUUCUAAAUGGGGCAGGCUGAUAAUUAGUGCAUUCACAGUGUUUCACAUACAUUUUAGAACACACCACUUUGAAGACAUUCUUGUGUCUCAGGAAAGCUUGCUUCCAAGAAGACUCUACCAAGAAGAGUGCUAAAAAAAUGGAAAACAGCUAAUCAGAAAAUAAUUUGUAUAAUGACUGUAUAUCAUUGCUGAAAGGUUCUGUUUUAUGAUGAAUCUGGUCAGCUGGCAUAAAACAAAGACGUUAGAUCCAAACAGUGAUUGAUGUCUUGCCUUAUAUUAGUCUGUGCUGGUAAAUAUGGUCCACUCCAACAUAA
Messenger RNA from Protopterus annectens (West African lungfish), 1914 nucleotides. It is a transcript of the gene FAM8A1, whose product is annotated as family with sequence similarity 8 member A1. Lineage: Eukaryota; Metazoa; Chordata; Ceratodontiformes; Protopteridae. The transcript is spliced from 5 exons. The record is from RefSeq and is a predicted model, not a curated record. The coding region runs from base 114 to 1148 and encodes 344 amino acids.